Messenger RNA from Alnus glutinosa, 1603 nucleotides. RefSeq names its product protein PIN-LIKES 3-like. The coding region runs from base 220 to 1470 and encodes 416 amino acids. Gene Ontology annotation, biological process: endoplasmic reticulum to cytosol auxin transport. Gene Ontology annotation, cellular component: membrane. The record is from RefSeq and is a predicted model, not a curated record. Lineage: Eukaryota; Viridiplantae; Streptophyta; Magnoliopsida; Fagales; Betulaceae. The transcript is spliced from 12 exons.
GGACCAACACUUGGAUCGUGUACCUUGUUUCUAACAAGAAAGCGAGCUAGAAACAAAGUGCCUUCUUUGAGCAGGCCUAACUCUUUUUCAUUACAUCCCCACUUCCAAAUUCGCCAUCUUGCCGUGGUCAAGGCUCAUUUCUCCCUCCUCUCAGUUUCACUCCUACCACUCUGAGAAACUAUUUAAGUGGUAUAGAUUUGCAGUUUGAAAGAAGUCACAAUGGGGCUUCUAGAUCUAUUUUUUGUUGCAUCUAACCCAGUGCUGAAAGUGCUACUGUUGACUGCACUUGGCUCUUUUCUUGCAUUGGAUCGUAUAGACAUCUUGGGGGAGGACACAAGGAAGCAGUUGAAUACUGUGGUAUUUUUUGUGUUCAAUCCGGCACUUGUGAGUAGCAACCUGGCUAAAACAGUUACUUUUAAAAGCGUUGUUUUAUUGUGGUUCAUGCCAUUAAAUGUUCUCGCUACAUUCUUAAUUGGCUCUGCACUAGGAUGGAUACUCUUGAAAAUCACAAGACCUCCCCAACAUCUGAAGGGCCUCAUCUUGGGUUGCUGUGCAGCAGGAAAUAUGGGAAAUUUGCCUAUAAUUAUCAUCCCAGCAGUAUGUAGAGAGAAAGGCAGUCCAUUUGGAGAUCCUGAUGUCUGCCAUAUAUAUGGAAUGGCCUAUGCUUCACUUUCUAUGGCGAUUGGAGCCAUUUAUUUGUGGUCUUACGUUUACAACAUUGUGCGGAUUUUCUCAAGUAGGGUCAACGAAAAAGUCAACAUAGACGAAUUCGCAAGCAAUAUGAAGUCUAGUGGGAGAGCAUCGGAAUUACCCCAGGAGAGUUGCUCAGAAGCACUUCUUCCUUCAGAAAACUAUUCUGUAUCUAUGGACUGUGCAAAUAAAUCAAUGCCUCCUCCUGAGGAAAAAGUGAAAGUUCCAAUCUCAUAUGCGAUUAAGUACUACUUAAGGGUGCUUUCAAGAAAGAUCAAUCUAGGGGCCAUAUUUGCACCUUCAACUACUGGAGCGAUUGUCGGGUUCAUCAUUGGUGUGGUUCCCCAGAUCCGAAAGUUCAUAAUUGGUACCGAUGCUCCUUUACGUGUGGUUCUGGACUCUGCUUCUUUUUUGGGUGAAGCAGCCAUCCCAACUCUCACCCUGAUAUUAGGAGGAAACCUUCUUAAAGGCUUAAAAAGGUUAGGUAUUCUACAGCCACUCAUCAUUGGCAUCAUAGCAGUGCGAUAUGUUGUCCUGCCUCUCUUGGGCAUUGUCAUUGUUAAAAGUGCCAUACGCCUUGGUUUCAUUCACUCAGAUCCACUGUAUCAGUUUGUUCUUCUACUUCAGUAUGCACUUCCACCAGCAAUGAACAUAGGCACAAUCACCCAAUUGUUUGGAGCUGGCAAGAGUGAAUGUUCUGUCAUCAUGCUAUGGACAUAUGCUUUGGCUUCAGUUUCACUAACGCUUUGGUCGGCCUUCUUCAUGUGGCUAGUUGCUUGAUCCGUAUCUCUUCAUGUACAAUGUUGUACAUGGCUCAAGGAGUCAGGCUAGGAAUUUUAGUCACAGUUCUAUCUUCCUAACUUAUGUUGUACAAUCCAUAAUCAUUCUUUUCAAGCUCUUUAAGCAUCAAUUU